ACAGGGCUAGCUCCCGCCUCACACAGCUACACUUGCACCAAGUGCCUCAUCUAGUACGGGUGACGGGGAAGUAAGCGCUUAAAACGCAUGAUAUCCACGGCCGCGGGACUCAGUACGAGUGUAGUCGCGAAGCGGUGUGCGUUCAUGAUCGUGUGCAGAAUAUCAGUGCAGUUGGGUCACAGAACACAGGGAACCUUGGUGCGGGCAGAUGUACCGCAUUGUGCCGGUGUUGUAACCGUACCUCGAAAAGGACCGUGAACCAGUGUUCGAUUUCGAUCGAUUUCGUGUGGCUCUUGGUGACAGCAAGGGACUUUUGCAGUGCAGUGGUGUUGUAGCUGCAUCAGCAACAUGCAGUACAUACCGCUCGCGGCCGGUAUUCUGGGCAUGGUGAGCUUCACCCGGCCCCAGGAUAGCUUGCUGUCGAUGCUAAGCUUCCUGCAGGAUGGCGGUGAGCGUAUGACGCACGAACUACCAAGCCAACCGAUAGUGCAACCAGAAUAUGAUUUCAUUAUCGUCGGAGCUGGAUCGGCCGGAAGUGUUCUGGCGAACCGGCUCAGUGAAGUACCGGACUGGUCGGUACUGUUGAUCGAGGCAGGACCCGGUGAGAACCUUCUGAUGGACAUCCCGAUGGCGGCACACUAUCUACAGAACUUUAACAUCAACUGGGACUAUCGGACGAAGCCGAGCGAUCAAUACUGUUUGGCGUUUAAAAACAACCAGUGCCGGUUCCCACGUGGCAAGGUGAUGGGUGGUUCGAGCGUACUUAACUACAUGAUCUACACGCGUGGUAAUCGGCGCGACUUUGAUCACUGGGCCGAGCUGGGAAAUCCGGGUUGGUCGUAUGAGGAUGUGCUGCCGUACUUUAAGAAGCUCGAGCACAGUGUCGUACCCGAUGCGGAUCCUGCCUACGCUGGUAAGGAUGGCCCACUAACGAUCUCCUAUCCACGGUUCCGGUCGGAUACGGCGAAAGCGUUCGUGCAAGGUGCGAUAGAGAAUGGUGCACCGUACGUGGACUACAAUGGCCCUACCCAGAUCGGUGUUUCGUACAUCCAGAGUACUACGAAGGAUGGCAAGCGGGAUAGUACAAACGUUGCCUACCUGUACGAUAUGCGUAAUCGGUCCAAUCUGCAUGUGAAGAAAAGUAGCCAAGUGACCAGAAUUUUGUUCGAUCGCAGUACCAACCGAGCGAAUGGUGUACGGUUCUAUCAUUCGGGACGCUUCUACACGGUUCGAGCCCGGCGUGAGGUGAUCGUGUCGGCGGGGGCUAUUGGAUCACCACAUCUCCUGAUGCUUUCCGGGAUUGGACCGUCCGAACAUCUCCGUGAAAACGGCAUCAAACCGAUCGCAGAUCUACCAGUUGGCUACAACUUCCAAGAUCAUACCGCUGCCGGUGGGCUAACAUUUUUAGUCAACAACACCCAAACGCUCAAAUACAAGGACGUCUUCCGGUUGGAUAACUUCAUGAAGUAUCAGUACGAAAAGCUUGGCCCAUUUACAUCGACCGGUGGGUGUGAAGCGAUCGCUUUCUACGAUUCCGAGCAUCCGCGAGAUCCGGACGGUUGGCCCGACUUUGAGCUGCUGCACAUCGGGGGUACGAUCGGUGCUGACCCGACGUACGAGGUGAACUUCAAUUACAAACCUAAAACAUUUAAGAAACUGUUCGGUGACAUCCAGCGCAAAGGUAUGGAUGGUUUUACGGUGUUUCCGUUGAUUAUGAGGCCACGCAGCAAGGGUCGCAUCACGUUGAACGGUUCGAACCCGUUCCGGUAUCCCAUCAUCGAACCUAACUACUUUGACGAUCCGUACGAUCUGAACAUUUCGGUACGCGCUAUCCGGAAAGCGAUCGAGCUGAGCCGUACGGCAGCGUUCCAGCGUUACAAUGCACGGUUGCUGGAAAUUCCGAUGCCUGGUUGUGAACAGUUCCGGUUCGAUUCUGAUGACUACUGGAAAUGUUUUUCGCGACAUGCUACCUUCACCAUCUACCAUCACGUGGGUACGUGUAAAAUGGGCCCCCGAAAGGAUCCGACGUCCGUCGUUGAUGCGAGGUUGCGCGUGCACGGUAUCAAGGGUUUGCGGGUGAUCGACGCCAGUAUUAUGCCGGACGUGCCGACCGGCCACACGAAUGCGCCCACCAUCAUGAUUGGUGAAAAGGGCGCGGAUAUGAUCAAGGAAGAUUGGAACGAGCUGACGUAGAAGAGCGUAACGGACGAGUUUAUGUAUAUUCGGUAGGGUGACUGUGACUGCUGGUAGUCGCAGAAAUUUGUGCACGAAUGUGGCAUGCAGUUUAUCCAUUCCUAAACACGAUCUCCCCCCAAGAGAAAGCAAACAAUUAUUUAUACUAUUUAUAAUGUUAGCCCGAUAUCGGUAGUGAUAAAUGUAGAACAGUGAUGCGCUGUACUUGGUCGACGUAUCAAGCCCUGUAAUAAAAUGUACUUCCUCUAGCUUAUUGCAUUACGAAAC
Anopheles stephensi (Asian malaria mosquito) is the source of this 2460-nucleotide messenger RNA. Its product is annotated as glucose dehydrogenase [FAD, quinone]-like. Lineage: Eukaryota; Metazoa; Arthropoda; Insecta; Diptera; Culicidae. Bases 349 to 2193 code for a protein of 614 amino acids. The record is from RefSeq and is a predicted model, not a curated record. Gene Ontology annotation, molecular function: oxidoreductase activity, acting on CH-OH group of donors; flavin adenine dinucleotide binding. The transcript has a single exon.